UAGGAUGCAGCCACUGUGAGGAGGUGUUUGGCAUCUUGGGAGAAAAUUUUACUUUUCCAGUAAAAACAGACCAAAAAAUAGGAGAAAUUACUUGGACGAAAAACAAGCAUAAAGUGGCAGAAUGGGAAGGGCAAACCAGCACAACAUAUUUUGAUCCCCUCCAGGACAGAGGCUUGCUCAACAAGGACAAUGGGUGCUUGACUAUAUUUAACUUGGAAAACAAUGAUACUGGCACAUACACAUUACAUAUAGACAUGGAUUCUACACGAGAAAGUUAUGAGUUCACGCUUACUGUGUUAGCUCCCCCUUCAGAACCUGAAAUAAGUUGCAACGUCAGUGGGGAUAACCUUGUGUUAAGAUGUAUAGCAUAUUUUCAGAAGCCUUUGACUUACACAUGGAAUUUCAGUAGCGGAUUAAUCGCUCGUCAGACCCAGGAAGUUUCGGUCCCUAAGAAUGUUGAUGCUUCUGAGAAAGCUGCAUGUUUCAUUAAAUUCUCUCAAACGGAAAAGAGCUCUGUAAUCUCUUUGGCUCAAUGCUUUCCAGCUAAGAAAGCCGUCAAAAAAGAAAAAGGUGGUCUUAUUGCAGCUUUUGUUCUCCUCAUUCUCAUUGUAGGAAUACUACUGUUCCUAUACAGAAAAGCCACUUCUUCACAAACUGUUGGUUAUGAGAAUGAAGAGCCUGGAGCAG
Apaloderma vittatum (bar-tailed trogon) is the source of this 687-nucleotide messenger RNA. It is a transcript of the gene CD58, whose product is annotated as CD58 molecule. Lineage: Eukaryota; Metazoa; Chordata; Aves; Trogoniformes; Trogonidae. The record is from RefSeq and is a predicted model, not a curated record. The annotation marks the transcript as partial. The transcript has 4 exons.